Malus domestica (apple) is the source of this 1883-nucleotide messenger RNA. NCBI's taxonomy places the organism in Eukaryota, Viridiplantae, Streptophyta, Magnoliopsida, Rosales, Rosaceae. The record is from RefSeq and is a predicted model, not a curated record.
UAUUCCUUCUUUGCGUUUUCCUGCACUGUGAACAUUAUUUUAGGGUUUCUGUUCUAUUUUCCAUAAUUGUAUCCUUCAAAUCCAAUACCGUUGGGGGUCUUUUUCUGUAUCCUUUUGGUAAUUAAAACUUAUUCUCUGGGUUCUAUUUUUAGAAACUUAAUUUAAAAUCUUUUUGGGAAUUUUUUUCUUUCUAUAUAUCCUUUUGGGUUCAUCUCUAAUUUGCUUCUUUUAGAACUUCUUUGGGGUUUUUCAAGUUGACUAUCUCCUGGGUUUUCUUCAUUGUCACCGGACGUUCUUCCCAAAUCUGACAUUUUUUCUAGUGUUGGAGUACUUCUCCAAACCCUCCUGGGUGCAGGCAAAGCUAAGACAUGGUGAGAGGGAAGAUUGAGAUGAAAAGAAUUGAGAAUGCCACAAGCCGGCAAGUGACCUUCACCAAACGUCGAAACGGCUUGUUAAAGAAAGCUUAUGAACUUUCGGUUCUUUGCGAUGCAGAAGUUGCAGUCAUCAUCUUCUCCCAGAAAGACAAGCUCUAUGAGUUCUGCAGCUCUGACAUGCAAGAGACUCUAACACGAUACCAUAACUAUGCAAAAGAUGAGCAAACCAACAAGGUUGAAGUGGAACAACAUGUGCAGGCAUAUGUUGAACAAAUUGCAAGUAUUUUAGUUGCUUCCGGUGGGUUGGUGGGAGUUUGCAACGGGGCCUUCCACCAGGUAAGUAAAGGGUUGAGAGAUUGGAUAACUUCCAUGCCUUUCUGGAGGAAUAGUUGUCACUUUUUGGGAUAUAUACAUAUGCAUAUAUGUGUGUGCACGUAAAAAAUUAAUUGCGAAGUCUUUGUUAGAUUUUCUUCAUAUCAGCGGACAUUGAAGUUUCGUUUUUACUGUUGUGCUAGAGGUACAAGGUGGUUAAUAAGCACCACUCCCUGCAUAGUUGCAUUUUAUAUGGCGAACUCAUUUUCACCAUAUAUAACUUUAUCUGGGAGGCAUUUCUCGGUGCUUUAUGGAAAAGGAAAGAGGAUUAUUGUGUUUUAUGUGAGGGUUCUAGUAGCCUAAUCAGUUAACAUUCCUGGGAAGUGUUUUUGAGAUCACUUGCUGGGAUGAUUCUUGUUCUUCCUACUUGGUUUUGUUAUGCACCUUUCAUAUCAAUGUAUUUAUAGAGAAUAAAAUCAAGAACUAAUUGUCAGGACUUCCACACUUCUAGAGUGAACUAGCAAAUUUGAGUUUGAUUCUAAUAGAUGAAAAGCAAACAAGCAUAGGAAGUGAGUUCAACAAGGAUGAGUCUUAUUGUUAAGUGUCAUGUAUAGCUCUUAUGAGUUUCAUUCAUAUAAUAGCGGGCCAACCAUUUUGAGAGAGAGAAAGGAGAACAACCAAUAAUGAAGUGAGGGAAAAGAAAACGCAUUUGAGUUUCACAAUUAAUAGAUUGAGCUCACAUUUAUCAAACUUACACCAAUCCAAAAUUAAUGUUAAAUUGUUCAAACCAUGAGAAUCAAACUCAUCUAAACUAAUAUGAAAAACCCAACUUUGCUUUAUAGUUAUCUUCUAUCCAUGUGAAAAUCAUUACCGUACGCAUACAGUUGUGUCUAUAUAUUAUAUAAGAUAUUAAUUGCAGGCAAGUUUUUUGGAUUUUUUCCAGAGUAGGAUUCUCUCCCUUCUAAAUUCAUGCCCCUCCCCUCUAAUCCUCUCCCAUUUUCCUCUUUCUCUUUCACUUUUUAUAAAGAAGUCAACACCAGAAGGUGACAUGGCUUAAUCGUGACCGUACAAAUAGGAUGCAACUUGAGGGGAGGGAAAUUUGAAAGGGAGAGAAUCCUACUCCAAUUUGUCUAUAACCACUAUUUACUACACUGACACUUGAUACAUGCUCAUCAAAUGAAAAUGGGUGAAAGAAAA